Molecule: messenger RNA, 348 nt
Organism: Dovyalis caffra
Lineage: Eukaryota; Viridiplantae; Streptophyta; Magnoliopsida; Malpighiales; Salicaceae
Source: the annotation of a GenBank genome assembly
AUGGCAUUGGUUGCUGAAGCCAAUGUCAUUGCCGUGUCGCUUGAGUACAGGCUAUGGCCUGACAGGCCCUUACCCGGAAGUUAUAUAGAUACAUGGGUGGGGCUCCAAUGGAUGGCAUCACAUGCCAACGGAAAUGGUCCUGAGCCGCGGUUGAAUGACCACGAGGAUUUGAGUAGGUUUUUUAUGGGUGGGGACUGUAAUGGAGAGCAAGAUCCUAAGCUAAAACCACCAGCAGAGGAUUUGGCUAACUUAGGGUGCAAGAAGGUGUUAAUAUUUUUAGCUGAGAAGGAUCAUCUAAGAGAAAUGGGUUGGGAUCUUUUGCGAGGGCCUGAAAAAAAGUGGGCAUAA